CAACUUUUUGACAGUUCAGUUCAUGACGUGUGAAGUUUAUCAUCAAAGUGGAGUUACCGUAGUACUUAAAUACUUUCUUAGCUUUUGAGAGAUUAGUUUCGAUUAUGUCGGAACAUAAGAAAAAUGAAUUCAAAGCCGAAAAGACCUCUGACAAAACAUGCAAACAUUUUGUUCAGCGCAGAAAACGGUACUGUCGAAUGACAGUCGCCAAAGGACAGGAAUACUGUGGCGAACACAUGAACACAAAUCCUGAACUGUCGCAUAUAUCAGAAGAAAGCUUCAAGAAUCGAAUUCCAUGCCCACUGGACCCGAAGCAUACCGUUUAUAUGUGGAAUUUAAAAAAACAUUUGAACAUAUGCAAUGCUCGGGUGAAAGAGGUGCCGUCGUACAUUGAGAAAGGAAGAAAUUUGGGUGAAGAGGUGUCCAAUGCAACAUCUUCGUGUACGAAAUUAUCCGAAAUCGAUGAAAGUGCAUUGAACGAACUCAUCGGCAAAGUCCACAAAAUCUAUGACAAUCACGUUGAUGGAACAAUCAAAGAAAUGAUCUGCACACAUCCGGUGCUAAACGCUGAAUUGAGUAAUGAAUCGUACGGUUCCAAGUCAACAAAGCAUUUGGCACAAACGUCAUCAAUACUGGGUUGCCUGGACCAGUUGGACCUACUGUUACCGAAAACUUGUUUCAUUGAGUUCGGUGCUGGUAAGGGUCAAGUAUCAUUUUGGCUGGCUGAGGCAAUGAAGGACACUGAACAAUCCACAGUCUUGCUGGUUGACAAGGCCUCGUUGCGGCAUAAAAAAGACAACAAAAUCGAGGAUCGAAAUUCCGUGCAACGAAUUCGCGCCGACAUUUCCGAUUUGGAUUUGGAUAAACUGGAAGCAGCUCAACUUGCCGACAAUAUUGUUGCCGUUGGAAAACACUUAUGCGGCGGUGCCACUGAUGUCACUUUGCGAUGUUUGAUAAAUGGAAAUCAGACGCGGAAAUGUGUUAAAGGAAUCGUUAUCGCACUGUGCUGUCACCAUCAAUGCACCUGGCGUCCAUUUGUUGGAAAAAAGUUUUUGCUGGACAAUGGUGUUACCCAGCAGGAAUUUGACAUUAUGACAAAAAUGGUUGGCUGGGCUGUGUGCGGAACUGGAAUGAGUCGUGAGUUGAGGAAAGAAAUUGCACUGAGAAAUGAACAAAAAGAGACAGCAGACGAACGUACAAGUGGAACAACGAAAAUACUUCGAGAAGAGAGGGAACGGAUCGGUAUGAAAUGCAAGCGCAUAUUAGACCAUGCAAGAGUUCAGUAUUUAUCCGAGAAUGGAUUCACUGCGUCACUAAAGUACUACGUCAAAUCCGAUGUAACACCCGAAAACGUUUGUUUAAUUGGCGUAUGGUCCAACAAUAAAAUAUAAAAAUGUUUGAACAAAUAA
Molecule: messenger RNA, 1409 nt
Organism: Bradysia coprophila
Lineage: Eukaryota; Metazoa; Arthropoda; Insecta; Diptera; Sciaridae
Product: tRNA:m(4)X modification enzyme TRM13 homolog
Biological process (GO): tRNA methylation
Source: RefSeq, a predicted model, not a curated record